AGUGGGCCAAAAGAAAGCGCGAAAGAACAAGCAGCGUAUUUGUCUCUGUCUGUCUGAAUUGAAAAAUAGUAACAAAAUGCUUCUUCGUGAGAAUCGAAUCAAAUCAAUUUCAACAGAAAUGACUAGAAGCCACAAACACUCUCAUUGCAUUCCCAGUUUUCUUUGAUCAACAAUGGCCUGCAUUCCUCACAUUCUUUCUCCUCUUUCUCACUCUACAACACUUGCUAAUCUCAUCAAUAUAACCAAUUUCGAGAUUCACAACAGAACUUCCAUCAUCAUUUCCCCAAAUUCAAGGCCAAAGAAGAAGAAGAAGAAGAUCUUCGCCAUUGGAAAUCGUGUCGGUGUUGAUACUGAAACUGCAGUUAUCGAAAUUGAGAAGCGCCAAUUGCAACUUUCCAAAGGCCACCCCUCACCCUACGGUGCCACUCCUCAAGAAGACGGGGUCAAUUUCGCCAUUAAUUCACUCAAUUCACUCUCAGCUACUCUCUGCUUCUUCACUCUUUCCGACUUCAAAAACAAUAAAGUGACAGAGUACAUUACUCUUGAUCCAUUGGUGAAUAAAACAGGAUGUGUUUGGCAUGUGUUUCUAAAAGGAGAUUUUAAAGAUAUGCUCUAUGCUUAUAAAUUUGAUGGCAAAUUUUCUCCUCAACAGGGUCACUACUAUGAUUCUUCUCGUAUUUUAAUCGACCCUUAUGCAAAAGCAGUUAUAAGUAGAGGAGAGUUUGGAGAAGUAGGACCUGAUGGUAACUGCUGGCCCCAAAUGGCUGGUAUGGUACCUUUUGAUAACGAGGAGUUUGACUGGGAAGGUGACUUGCCUUUGAAAUAUCCACAAAAGGAUCUUAUUAUAUAUGAAAUGCAUGUGAGAGGGUUUACAAAGCAUGAGUCAAGUAAGGCUGAGUUCCCUGGUACAUAUCUUGGUGUAGUAGAGAAGCUUGAUCACUUAAAGGAACUUGGAGUAAAUUGUAUAGAAUUAAUGCCAUGUCAUGAGUUCAAUGAGCUGGAAUACUACAGUUACAAUGCUAUUCAGGGGGACUAUAGGGUCAAUUUUUGGGGCUAUUCAACCAUCAAUUACUUUUCACCAAUGAUAAGAUACUCAUCAGCUGGCAUACAAAACUGUGGCCGUGACGGGAUUAAUGAAAUGAAGCUCCUCAUCAAAGAGGCACACAAGCGAGGAAUAGAGGUUAUCAUGGAUGUUGUUUUCAAUCAUACAGCUGAAGGGAAUGAGAAGGGUCCCAUUAUUUCUUUUAGAGGAGUUGACAAUAGCGUGUAUUACAUGGUAGCACCCAAGGGGGAAUUCUACAACUACUCAGGAUGUGGGAACACAUUUAAUUGCAACCAUCCCGUUGUAAGGAAAUUUAUAGUGGACUGCUUAAGAUAUUGGGUAACCGAAAUGCACGUGGAUGGUUUUCGCUUUGAUCUUGCUUCUAUUAUGACCAGGAGUAGCAGUCUCUGGAACGGAGUUAAUGUAUUUGGUGCUCCAAUAGAAGGUGACUUUCUGACAACUGGAACCCCUUUAAGCAGUCCGCCAUUGAUUGAUAUGAUCAGUAUUGAUCCAAUACUUCGUGGAGUGAAGCUUAUAGCUGAAGCCUGGGAUGCUGGAGGCCUGUACCAAGUUGGCACUUUCCCUCACUGGGGUAUUUGGUCGGAAUGGAAUGGGAAGUACAGAGACACUGUACGCCAGUUUAUCAAGGGUACAGAUGGCUUUGCUGGAGCAUUUGCUGAAUGUAUUUGUGGGAGUCCUAAUUUGUAUCAGGGAGGAAGAAAACCAUGGAAUAGUAUUAACCUUGUAUGUGCUCAUGAUGGCUUCACUCUAGCUGAUUUGGUGACUUACAACAACAAGCAUAACUUGCCCAAUGGAGAAGACAACAAUGAUGGAGAAAAUCACAAUAGUAGCUGGAACUGUGGAGAGGAGGGGGAGUUUGUCAGUGCCUCAGUAAAGAAAAUGAGGAAACGACAAAUGCGUAAUUUCUUUCUUUCUCUCAUGGUUUCCCAGGGAGUUCCGAUGAUAUUUAUGGGAGAUGAAUAUGGACAUACAAAAGGAGGAAACAACAAUACCUACUGUCAUGAUAAUUACCUUAAUUAUUUCCGAUGGGACAAAAAGGAAGAAUCCUCGUCAGACUUCUUCAGAUUUUGCCGCCUUUUGACCAAGUUCCGCCAGGAAUGUGAGUCGCUUGGCCUAGAUGACUUCCCGACAUCAGAGAGGCUUCAGUGGCAUGGCCAUUUUCCUGUAACACCAGACUGGUCUGAAUCUAGCCGUUUUGUUGCUUUUACCCUGAUGGACUUGGUGAAGGGAGAAGUUUAUGUUGCUUUCAAUACAAGUCAUUUACCUUUCACUAUUACCUUGCCAGAGCGUCCUGGAUACAGAUGGGAACCUCUCGUAGACACCAGCAAGAAAGCACCAUAUGAUUUUCUCACACCUGAUCUUCCCGGAAGAGAUAUUGCAAUACAGCAGUAUGCUCAGUUUCUUGACGCCAAUAUGUAUCCCAUGCUUAGUUACUCUUCAAUCAUCCUUUUGCGCACCCCUGAUGUAAAUGCUUAGAUUGUAUACUAGUACUAGGUAAAAAUGUCACCACAAUUUAUCACAAAUUGUUCUCAUCCAAUCACGUGUAGCAAAUAUACUACGCGGGAUCUGUUGCAAGGUGGACAGAAAAUGUCAUAUAUCACAAAUUUCAUGCUAUAUUUUCACUAUUAGUUAGUAAAUAUCUUUUUUAGAGUUUAAUAUAUUUGCAACAGAUCGGUAAUUGCUGAAGCAAAAAUAAAACUUGUAGUUUGUUUUA
Medicago truncatula (barrel medic) is the source of this 2777-nucleotide messenger RNA. Its product is annotated as isoamylase 1, chloroplastic. Gene Ontology annotation, molecular function: hydrolase activity, hydrolyzing O-glycosyl compounds. The record is from RefSeq and is a predicted model, not a curated record. The transcript has 18 exons. The coding region runs from base 173 to 2539 and encodes 788 amino acids. Gene Ontology annotation, biological process: carbohydrate metabolic process. NCBI's taxonomy places the organism in Eukaryota, Viridiplantae, Streptophyta, Magnoliopsida, Fabales, Fabaceae.